CCCUCCUCUUCCCAUCCCCAUCCAAAACCAAAACCCUCGCAAAACCUCUCCCCAUUCCACCCCCGCCUCCGCCAUUUUCAACCAGCGGCGACCACCGCCACCGCCACCUCGCCCUCCAAUGCGGCAGUAGCCUUGCCGCCUCACCCAGCGAAGCGAUGGCCCUCUCCGCCGCGCUCCGCGUCCCGCUCCCGCGCCUCCUCUUCCUCGGCCCCUCCGCCUCCGUCCUCGGCGCCGCCUCCCGCCGCCGAGCCACCGCAGCCCCCGCGGCCGCCCUCCGCUUCCUCGCCUCCUCGUCCCCCAGGUCCGCGCCCUUCUCCUCGCGCUCCGCGCGGCCCCUCCGCUCGCGCCGCCGCGACCGUGACGGCGAUGGGCGCGCGGCGGCCGCCGGCGGGGGUGUGGGCGGCGGCGGGGAGGGCGACGGAGGGGGCGUUGCGGUCAAGGAGCGGAUUGUGCCCGUGGAACUGCACAAGGAGGCCACGGAGGCCUACAUGGCGUACGCCAUGUCCGUGCUGCUCGGCCGCGCGCUCCCCGACGUCCGCGACGGGCUCAAGCCCGUGCACCGCAGGAUACUCUAUGCCAUGCAUGAGAUGGGUCUUGCGUCUCGUAGGCCAUUCAGAAAAUGUGCCAGAGUUGUUGGUGAGGUACUAGGUAAGUUUCAUCCACAUGGAGAUACAGCUGUAUAUGAUAGCUUGGUGAGGAUGGCUCAGGAUUUUUCAAUGAGGUACCCGCUUGUACAAGGACAUGGAAAUUUUGGCUCGAUAGAUGCAGAUCCUCCUGCUGCAAUGCGAUACACAGAGUGCCGCUUGGAUUCACUAGCAGAAGCCAUGUUCUUGACUGAUCUGGAGCUGAAUACAGUUGACUUCGUACCAAACUUUGAUAACUCACAGAAGGAGCCAUCUCUGCUGCCAGCUCGUGUUCCAUCUCUAUUGUUGAAUGGUUCUUCUGGGAUUGCGGUUGGAAUGGCAACAAACAUUCCUCCUCAUAAUCUGGGGGAGCUUGUUGAUGCUCUUUCUAUUAUGAUUCAAAACCCUGAAGCCACACUCCAAGAACUACUGGAAUGCAUGCCUGGUCCUGACUUCCCUACAGGAGGGACAAUCCUAGGAAAUCAAGGUAUUUUGGAAGCCUAUAAAUCUGGACGUGGCCGAAUUGUUGUGAGAGGAAAGACUGACAUCGAAACCAUUGACGAAAAAAGCAAGCGCACAGCUAUAAUCAUUAAAGAGAUUCCAUACCAAGCUAACAAAGCCACUCUCGUGGAAAAGAUAGCUGAGCUUGUUGAAGAGAAGGUAUUGGAAGGUAUAAGUGAUAUCCGGGAUGAAAGUGACCGCACUGGAAUGCGUGUAGUAAUCGAGCUGAAAAGAAGUGCAGAUCCUGCCAUUGUCCUGAACAACUUGUAUCGUCAUACAGCUCUGCAGUCUAGUUUUAGCUGCAACAUGGUAGCUAUACUUGAUGGACAGCCAAAGUUAAUGGGACUGAAAGAAAUUCUUCAGGCAUUCCUCGACUUCCGAUGUUCUGUUGUCGAAAGGCGUGCAAGAUUUAAGCUUUCACAAGCUCUAGAAAGAAAACAUAUUGUGGAGGGCAUUGUUGUUGGCCUUGACAAUUUGGAUGCUAUGAUUCAAAUAAUACGAGAAACUUCAAACCAUGCUGCAGCAGCAGAAGCUUUAGUCAAGGAAUUUGGUUUAUCUGAGAAGCAAGCUGAAGCUCUGUUGGACAUCACACUAAGGAAGCUUACUUCCCUUGAGCGGAAAAAAUUUGUUGAUGAAGCUAAAACUUUGUCAGAGGAAAUUUCUAAGUUAAAUGACCUUCUGUCAAGCAAGAAGCUUAUCUUUCAGCUUAUUCAACAAGAAGCCACUGAUUUGAAAAACAAGUUUUCCACACCGCGACGUUCUUUCAUAGAUGAUUCAGUUAACAGUGAAGUUGAUGAUAUUGACAUCAUUCCAAACGAGGAAAUGCUUUUGAUUCUUAGUGAGAAAGGCUAUGUUAAGCGGAUGAACCCCAACACGUUCAAUUUACAAAAUCGAGGAACCAUAGGAAAAUCUGUUGGAAAAAUGCGAAUGAAUGACACAGCCUCUGAUUUCAUUGUAUGCCAGACACAUGACCAUGUUCUUUAUUUCAGUGACAAGGGCAUAGUAUACUCAGCACGUGCUUAUAAGAUACCAGAAUGUACUAGAACUGCUACUGGAACUCCUUUGGUACAGCUUCUACCUUUAUCUGAUGGAGAGCGAAUAACCUCCAUCAUUCCUGUGAGUGAAUUUGGUGAAGACCAAUAUCUAGUGAUGCUCACUGUUAACGGCUACAUCAAGAAAGUCCCUCUUAAUGCUUUUUCAUCGAUCAGACCUUCUGGGAUCAUAUCAAUUCAACUGGUUCCUGGUGAUGAGCUCAAAUGGGUCCGUCACUGUGGCAAUGAUGACCUGGUUGCAUUGGCUUCACAAAAGGGGAAGGUUAUAGUCAACUCAUGCGAUAAGAUUCGUCCCCUGGGAAGGAAUACCAGGGGUGCUGGUGCGAUGAAGCUAAAAGAAGGUGAUAAGAUGGCAGCCAUGGAUAUAAUUCCAGCAGCAGUGGACAACAUGCCUGAAAGUUAUAGCAGCAGGGUCAGAAAUCGGAGUCCCCCAUGGCUGCUUUUCAUAGCUGAAAAUGGUAUUGGGAAACGGGUGCCCUUAAAUGCAUUCCGGCAAUCAAGAUUCAACGUUGUAGGUUUGGUGGGCUACAAGCUUCCAGCAGAUUGUCGCUUAGCUGCUGUAUUUGUUGCUGGUCUUUCACUCGGUGAUGAUGGUGAAAGUGACGAGCAGGUUGUUUUAGUUAGCCAGAGCGGCACUGUAAACAGAAUCAAGGUUAAAGAUAUAUCCAUCCAGUCUCGUUAUGCAAGGGGAGUAAUUCUGAUGAGGCUGGAGCAUGCCGGAAAGAUACAGUCAGCUUCACUGAUAUCUGCGGCGGCAGCAGAAGUCACUGAAGAUUAAUCUUGCUUCCAAGAAGCAAGUAGUUUAGUCUAAAUUAAAGCCCUGGGUGUGCACCGCGUGCCUAUUGAGCAUGCAUUUUUGAACUGUUUCCUGUCGCCGGUAGGAUUCAGGAAUUCUGAUAGUUCCCACGCCAAGGGCCAUGGCAUAGUUAGCAGCUGAUGAUUUGGUGGAUAGAUCUCCUGUGGCCAUUAACCUGUCAAGAAAUGUAGGUUUUACCCGCAGAACACAGUAUUAUUCAUGCGAUGAGUGGUGGAUGUAAAAUGGCACGUUGGCUUGCAAAAUUUAUGCCUCUACGGUAUUCCUCUUGGAUUGGCCUGGGCUCCGAUACAUAUCAAGUUUCGAAUGUGUUCA
Panicum hallii is the source of this 3305-nucleotide messenger RNA. RefSeq names its product probable DNA gyrase subunit A, chloroplastic/mitochondrial. The transcript is spliced from 27 exons. Bases 156 to 2954 code for a protein of 932 amino acids. Gene Ontology annotation, molecular function: DNA binding; DNA topoisomerase type II (double strand cut, ATP-hydrolyzing) activity; ATP binding. The record is from RefSeq and is a predicted model, not a curated record. NCBI's taxonomy places the organism in Eukaryota, Viridiplantae, Streptophyta, Magnoliopsida, Poales, Poaceae. Gene Ontology annotation, cellular component: DNA topoisomerase type II (double strand cut, ATP-hydrolyzing) complex; chromosome; cytoplasm. Gene Ontology annotation, biological process: DNA topological change.